Molecule: messenger RNA, 927 nt
Organism: Purpureocillium lilacinum
Lineage: Eukaryota; Fungi; Ascomycota; Sordariomycetes; Hypocreales; Ophiocordycipitaceae
Source: RefSeq, a predicted model, not a curated record
AUGGUUACCGUCGCAGUCGCAGGUGGCAGUGGGAGCAUUGGCUCCGCCGUUGUCGCGGCCAUAGCCGCCACAAAAAAGCACACGGUCUUUGUCCUCUCCAGGAAGGAAACUGGAAAGUUCGCUGAAGCCGAAGGCGUGUCAGUCUUGGUGGUCGACUAUGAGUCAAUGGAUGCGACAGCGGACAUUCUCAGCACAAACAACGUGGACACCAUCAUAAGCUGUCUCAACCUCAACAGUGAGGAAGGAAACGCCGCGCAGGUGAAUCUCAUUGUCGCUGCUGAGAAGUCUUCCACGGUCCGGCGAUUUGCUCCCAGCGAGUACGGCAUCGACUACCUCAAGGCUCCUCCUCAAUUCCCUGCUGCUGAAUACAAAGUUUCUGCCGUGGAGCGGCUCCGAAAAUCCCGCCUGGCUUACACCCGCUUCCUCACCGGCGCGUUCAUGGACUACUUUGGACCCCAAGGGGCGCCGACGACGCUCCAGAUGAUAUAUCUUGUUGUUGAUCAUGCGAACAAGAAAGCUGUGAUACCUGGCGAUGGAAACACGCCUGUCGUAUUGACCCACAGCACGGACGUGGGAAGAUUUGUGGCGGCGUCUCUGGAUCUUGCCGAAUGGGAUGACGCAAGCGUCAUUGUCGGCGAUAGGCUGACCCUGAACGAGCUCACCAAGCAUGCAGAGGACAAAUUUGAGGUCGUGUACCAAUCCGUCGAGCGUCUCCAGGCUGGGGAACAGAUUGAUGAGCUUCCCGGAAACAAAGCAGCCUACAAUUUCAUGCCCAAGGAGGCAGUGGACACGAUCAGGAAAGGUGCAGGCCUUGGUAUGGCUCAAGGCUUGGUGGACUUGGCCCUGGACGACAAAUCUCUCAACUGCAGGUUUCCCGAGAUCACUCCCCUGAACAUCAGGGACUUUUUCAGCAAGUAUAGAAAAUGA